This is a messenger RNA of Orbicella faveolata, 3330 nucleotides long. RefSeq lists its product as uncharacterized. Gene Ontology annotation, molecular function: serine-type peptidase activity. The record is from RefSeq and is a predicted model, not a curated record. NCBI's taxonomy places the organism in Eukaryota, Metazoa, Cnidaria, Anthozoa, Scleractinia, Merulinidae. Gene Ontology annotation, biological process: proteolysis.
CUUUAGAGGCAAAAAGACUUCUUUAUCGUUAAAAAUGUAAUAUAUAUUUUUAAAGAUUUUGGGUUAUUUUAAUACACUCUUUCUGAUUUGUUAAAGGUGACCCAUGAAAGAACAUUGUUGCUUCAUUUGUAGCUCGAUAAAAUGGAAAGUGCACCCUCCCCUCCCAUAGGAAAAGAUAUCACCAGUUCCAGGUCUGACAGAGCAGGGGUAGGAGGGGGAGACGAGACGCCUGGUUGAAACGUUCGCUAUUCAUUCCAGUGUGGCGCUUUAUUGGCAUCUUAACAUCUCCGCGAGCUAAAAUGCGGUUAAAUAGAGAGUUAACCCUAUUUAUAAAUCUUGUAAGCAUCAUGUUUUUGAUUAAUGUUGUGACGUCCUCAAAAUCGAAAAAGAGUUCAUCAACUUCUUCCACGUCAACUUUCUUGGACAAAGAAAGCAAACAUUGGUCUAAAGUCUCUUGCAAGAGCACGAAGAGAGAUCAUAUUAUGAAAUUAAGAGCGAAGAAAUCAACAGAUGAGCUAAUUUCGUGUCUUAUCAAGGCUUUACAGGCAUCAAAUGACGCCCUUCUUUGGAGUGUUUUAGGGGAGUCUUUCCAGACUUUGCAAGACAAGACAAAAGCUGCAAACAUUUGCUUCAAAGAAGCUACAAAACAUGGAGGAAAACUCUCCAAGUUUAUACAGAAGUGGCAUUUUAUUGGACCAUUUGUAAUCGGGAAGGCGGAAGUAGAUGGGGACCCUUUAGAGGAGUGGGGUGGAGUGAAAAAUAUCUCAAGGCACAGAUGGAAUAAGAAGUUUGUUCUGUACUCGGAGCUGGUAGCUCAAGGAGAGAUAAAAUGGUCAGAAAUAAAUCAGCACACAGCUGCAGAACCAGUAGCUAUUGCACCGUCAGUAAACUGGAAUGAGUUGGUUAUGUCAUUGCAAUCAAUGGGUAUAACAGAAUGGCAGGGAUGGGUCCUUGGGGAUUUUUUUGUCAAUGAAGUUGAUGCAACAGUACUUGUUCAAUGCCUUGGAGUGCAUACUGUGUAUAUUGACGAUGCGGUCCUGACAGGAGAUGUCUACAGAAGAGAUCAGUUUUGGUCAUCUGUUCCUCUCUCCCGAGGAAUUCAUACUCUGCAACUCCGCCUCAGGUCCAAGGGAUCAUUUGCAUUCACUUGUAACAUAAAACUUCUUGAAGCAAAACACACUUUUGAAGUCUUAUCUCCGUCAUAUUUACCUGAUCUAGUGGAUGGUAAACUAUUCUCUACGUUCAUAUCUACUCCUAUCAGCAACUUACAUGGCUCUCAUUGGCUUAAAGUAACAAAAGUUUCCACCAUGAAAGAGUCUUCUCCAGAUCUUCAACUUUCUGCAAAGCUGUCUGCACAAGACAAAGCUUUUGCAAUAGCUCCUGGGCAAGUACGACCAAUAAAAAUUUUACUGGAAUCCAAAAAUGGAAAGGAGCAACUUGCUGAUAAUGGUGUUUGUUCUGAUGUGAAACUGGUGCUAAAAAUUAGCACCAAUAAAGGCCCAGAUCAAAAGUUUGUGUUAAACCUCAGAUGUCGUAAAAGAAGUGAAUCAUUUUUGUUCACGUUUCUUGAUCAUGACGCUUCAGUUCAGCAUGGGGCGGCAAUCAUUCCACUGACAUCUUGUUCUUCUGGAAUCUGUCCUGUUUUGCUGACACUACAUGGAACAACUGUACCUCCUCAGAACCAGGCAGACAGUUACAAGCGGAUGGAGAAUGGCAAGUGGGUGUUUGGGGUUGAGGGUCUUUGGGUUGUCGCACCUACCAGACAUGGAGCUCACAACUGGGAAGGACCUGGAGAAUUGACAGCAAUGACGGCCCUAAGGAGCUUUGCCAAGCUCACAAAAGAUGCUUCUUGGAUUGGGCCCCAAGCUGAUAAGGAUCAAGUUGUCUUUGCUGGGCAUUCUAUGGGUGGUCACGGAGCAUGGCAGCUAGGUACCCAUUAUCCAGACCAGGCCCUUGCUGUAGUUUCUGCAGCUGGUUGGAUCAAGAAAGAGGAUUAUGGUGAAUCCAACCUGUUUUUCCGUCAUGACAUCAGUACCAGCCACACUUCACCAGCUGUUAAGGGGAUUUUAGAGGCCUGUACUGCAGAAAAUGAUGCAGAUAAACAUGUGUCAAAUUUACAUGGUGUGCCUAUUAUGAUACGGAUUGGAGCAGCUGAUAGGACAGUGCACCCUUACUACACACGUCGCAUGUUCCGUCUCUUGCGGCAACAGCAGACCAAUGUUACCUACUCGGAAUUAGCUGAUAAAGAGCACUGGUGGUGGGACACGUACAAGACUAAUGACGGAGGGGUUGUGAAUGAUCCAGUCAUUAGGAAUUUUGCCAUUACCCAUGCACAGUAUGCUGUAAAACCUUCUGCCCCUGCAAGUAAGGCAUUUAGUAGAUUAUUCACCAGUGCAAGCAAUGAUGUAUGGUACAAAAAAACCUGGCGUCAUGCACACUACGCCGGAGAAACAGAAAACAUUUUUGAAAACGGAGCUUUUCAAAAACGACGACGUCACAAAAAGCCGGCUUUUUCAAAUUCCUACGGUUUGAAGAGCGUUUCCAGUCGAGCGUUUUCUAAACCUGCGGUUUUUCGAUUUCAAGGUAAUUUUUCCUUAACAAUACACCAUCUUCUUGCAGGUACGUCGUCUCAGCAGCAUCACAUAACAGCAGCCUUGAGACAGUUCGCAGUGUACAUUGCAAAUCUCUUCUUUUUAACGUCCGACGCCUGGGCACCAGUUGUUUCCGACGCUGAGUUAAACGAGAAAACCGCUGAACAGUACAACUUGAUUCUCGUGGGCAGUCCGCUGGAAAAUUCUUGGGUUGAGAAGUAUCAUGGGAAAGUACCAUUGCAAUACAAAGAUAAUAGACUUACUUUAGGUGAGUGUACCUUUUCCUUUCCCCAGACUGGCGCGGUUUUCCUAGCGCCGCAUGCUGGCUCCCGCCUGGCUUUAGUUAUAUCCGGGAAUUCCAUCGAAGGGAUUCGAGAUGCCGUACAGUUAGCCACACCCACGAUUCCUCCAAUGACAAGAUCACCCUUUUCAAAUAUGGUCCCUGACUACGUCAUCACAGGACCGCAGUUCCGCGCGCGUGGGCCUGGAGGCUACCUAUGUGCUGGGUUUUGGAAUAACCGCUGGGAGUAUGGGAGAGAGAUCUCAUCAUGUGUGUGUUGAAUGUUAAGAAGCUUCAGUAAGAAUGGCUUACUUGAAGAUAAUGGAAGAUAAAACACGCGCUGUGAUCUUAGGACAUAUGAGAAAGCGAACCUUCUGGCAAAGGGCCAAAGUUCGAACGCAAACACUUUUAAUUGGUUAACCAAGUCGAUAAUAAAAUACGUUUUAAAUUUUGUAGUAA